CACAGGCAGGAGCGAGAGGCCCCUGUAGUCGCUGGCACUGGGAGCAUUGCAGCAUCAACGGUAACGAUGACCCCCUUGUUUCUGCUGUGUGUGUCCUUACCACUCAUCUGGGCAACAAUAUCUUCUGAAGACCAUGAUAAUGUUGAAAGCACAUUACAUGUCAGCAUCCCUGUGGAGAUGCCUCUUCGUCCUCUCCUGGGGGGAAAGGUGGAGGUGCCAUGUUACUUCUUGGAUAAGAGCCUCAAUGACACUGGAGCCCUGACCGUCGCCACACUCUCCCACCGCAUUAAAUGGACCUACAUCACCAAGGACAAAGUCGACACCAUCUUAGUGGCAUCGCAGGGCAAAGUUGAGGUCAAGCAAGAUUAUUUGGACAGAGCGAUGUUGGCUAACUACCCGCUGUUUCCCACUGAUGCCACCCUGGAAAUGACAGAGCUUAGGUCCAAAGAUUCUGGCAUCUACCGCUGUGAGGUGACACAUGGCAUCGAGCACAACUACGAUACUGUGGAAAUGCAAGUUCAGGGUAUUGUGUUCCACUACCGUGCCAUCUCCACGCGUUACACCUUGACAUUUGAGAAGGCCAAGGCAGCCUGUAUCCAGAACAGUGCCACCAUUGCUACCCUAGCCCAACUGCAGGCUGCAUAUGAUGAUGGAUUCCACCAGUGUGAUGCUGGAUGGCUUUCUGAUCAGACGGUCAGGUACCCCAUCCAUCAUCCACGAGAACCCUGCUACGGAGACAAGAGAGAACUUCCUGGUGUCAGGACCUAUGGGGUGAGAGACGUCAACGAGACCUACGAUGUGUAUUGUUUUGCUGAAAAGAUGCCAGGCAGAGUCUUCUACUCUAUGUCUGUAGAGAAGUUUAGCUUUUACGAGGCAAAAGAUCAGUGUGCUAAACUUGGUGCCAGACUUGCCACCACAGGAGAGCUUUACCUCGCCUGGAAGAAUGGUAUGGACGUGUGUAAUGCUGGCUGGCUGGCAGACAGGAGUGUACGAUACCCUAUCAACAUCGCCAGGCCUCAGUGCGGAGGGGGCCUCCUGGGAGUGAGAACCGUCUACCUGUUCCCCAACCAGACUGGGUACCCCUAUCCAGACGAUCGCCAUGAUGCCAUUUGCUUCCAAGCCGAUGAAGACAAAGAUGCCGUGCCUGGGCAGACCACUCCAUUCCCAUACAUUGUUACCGUGGCGCCUCCUGCUCAGGUGCCGGGCAUCAUCCCUUCAUCUGAAAAAGAAGAGUCCAAAACUGGGGAAGUAGUUACUCUGCCUCCACUACCUAUACCUCCAAGUAUGACAGAUGUAGAUGCCCCUAUGGCUCCGACUGGUGUGGUGUUCCACUAUCGACCCAUUACCGGUCGGUAUACUCUAACGUUUUUGAAGGCUCAGCAGGCUUGCCAGAACAUUGGGGCAGUCAUUGCCAGUCCUCAGCAGCUGCAGGCAGCCUUUGAGAAAGGUCUACAUCAAUGUGACGCCGGCUGGUUAAGCGACCAAACUGUCCGGUAUCCAAUUGUGUCACCCAGAGAAAACUGUGCUGGUAACCUUCUAGACCUCAAAGGAGUCAGAUCCUAUGGCCUGAGACCAGCCACUGAACUCUAUGAUGUAUACUGCUAUGUUGAACGUUUGACAGGUGUGGUCUUCUUCACCACUGACUAUGGCAGAUUCACUUAUGAGGAGGCUGUGCAUCACUGUGAGAAACUUAACGCCACCCUGGCCACUCCUGGGGAGCUCUAUGCUGCCUGGAAUCAAGGACUUGACCAGUGCAGUCCCGGCUGGUUAAUGGACCGCAGUGUCCGCUUCCCUAUCACAACCCCCAGGUCUCACUGUGGAGGCAACCAGGUGGGAGUCCACACCAUCUACACCUACCCCAACCAGACAGGCUUCCCCAGUGAGGACUUGCAAUAUGAUGCCUACUGUUUUAGAGCUGAAGUUCCCGUUGUUUAUGUUAACAAUGAAACCAGUGUAAAUUUGACCACAGUGACUGAGGAUGUUAUCAACAAGACAAUAGCUAUCACUGAUAGCACUGUUGCAACUACUGUAGACUACAAUGAAACUGAAACCAGUACAAACAUUACUGAUAUUGACUUUGUCAAUGAGACCAUCAUCACACCUCAAAAAGUUAUUCCUACAGUCAAAACCAUUCCGGUACCAGUUGAUUUUUCGGGCUCUGGUUCAGCUGAACAUUCAGCCAAUGGAGAUUUCUCUGGAGAGUCUGGCACCUCCACCUCCAGCGGUGAUGGAUCUGGGUCAGAUGUGGAAGUCAAGUUUAGCGGAGACAGUGAUGUCUUCUCUGGAGACCAGUCUACCUCUGGAGAACAACAGGAGGCAGAAAGGGGAAGUGUUGACAUCUUCACAUCUGGAGAACCUGGUAGUGCAUCUGGAGAUCUGGGUAGUGCAUCUGGAUAUCUGGGUAGUGCGUCUGGAGAUCUUGGUAGUGCAUCUGGAUAUCUGGGUAGUGCAUCUGGAGAUCUUGGAAGUGCAUCUGGAGAUCUUGGAAGUGCAUCUGGAGAUCUUGGAAGUGCCUCUGGAGAUCCUGGUAGUCCAUCUGGAGAUCCUGGAAGUGCAUCUGGAGAUCUUGGUAGUGCAUCUGGAGAAACUGGCACGGUAUCUGGAUCUGGGGAGGGGUUUGACAAAGAAUACUCUGGUUUUAUUACAUCUGGAUCAGAUUCUCCCAGUGGAAGUGGGGACACCAGUGGCAGCAGCGGAAACUCCAUAAUAAUCAUGUUAGAUGGAAAGAUGGUGGAAGUUUUACAAACCCAGCAAAAGGCCACCGAGCAGGAACUAGGCCGAGCAGGAUUUGAUAUCUUGGAAUCAAGUGCAUCUGGGUCAGGAGGUAUGUCUGCAUCAGGUUCCCAAGAGUUUUCAGGUCGCAUUGACUUGACGGUCCUACCAUCUCUGGAGAAAGAGUUGUCUGGAUAUCCCAUUGGAUCAGGGUUUCACAGUGGCUUUUCCAGUGGUUUUCCAUCUGGUUUUUCUGGCAGUGGCUCUGCCUCUGGACACUCUUUGCAGCAUCACGAUGAUGUUAUCUACUUAACAGAUGAUGAAAUGGUAGAAAUGACUCUACCAACACUGGCACAACAUCCUGAGCAGGGCAGGGGUGUGGUGGAGAUAAGUGGGCAAGGAAGUGGUUCAGGGAAAAGAAUUUUAGAUCAAAUCUUGCAGCCAUCAGGAAGUGGCACCACUCUGAAUUUGGAGGAACUGCAGAUUUAUUCAGCUUAUGAUCAAUCGGGACAUGAGGAAAAAGUGCAGGAGGGGAGCACACCCUACAUCAGCCCAACCACAGUACCAUCUGUGUCUUUAGUCACUCCUGCUGUUGUGGAGGAGCCAGAAGUGAAGAAAGCUGUGCAGGACUGUCCCGAUGACUGGGUGGAGUUUAUGGGCAGCUGUUACCGGCACUUUACAGGGAGAGACACUUGGGCUGAAGCUGAGAAACACUGUCAGGAACUCAAUGCCCACCUGGUCAGCAUCAGCUCCCAGGAGGAGCAGCAGUUUCUCAUCUCUAACGGUGAGGAAUACCAGUGGAUUGGACUCAGUGACAAAGAUAUGCAGAAUGAGUUCCACUGGACAGACGGGAGUCCCCUGACCUUUGAGAACUGGAGGCCCAACCAACCAGAUAACUACUUUGACUCUGGAGAAGAUUGUGUGGUUAUGAUCUGGCAUGAGGGUGGACAGUGGAAUGACGUGCCCUGCAACUACUACCUUCCCUUCACCUGCAAGACUGGACCCGUCAUGUGUGGCCCUCCCCCUGAGGUGGAACAUGCCCAGCCGAUGGGCAACAUCACGCCACGCAGCCCUGUCAACUCUAUAGUCCGCUACCAGUGUGACGCAGGCUACAAACAGCGCCACCUGCCUGUCAUACGCUGUAUGGAUGACGGACAAUGGACAGAGCCGCAAGUGGAAUGUACAGAAGCUGGUGCCAGCCAUAACAGGCUAAACAAAAGAUCCCUCAGGAGAAGAAGUAAAGGAGUGAGCACCCCGUGGGAGCAGAAACUGCCCUGAGCAGCACUGAAAGGACAUACAACAGAGAGCCACAAAGGACCCCUCGUGUAAAGAAGCAUGGACACCAAUGCAAAUGCCUGACCAAAAAGAUAACAUGCCCUCCCCUACCAUGGAUAUCCACCAACUGAAGCACAUUUAGACUGAUAGUGUAACUAACUGAUGUUUUGGGUCUUUAACAGUCACUCGUCAACUUCUUAAGGCACUUUUCUUUGUAUUUAUAACAUUUAAUUUAUAGCUAUUAUCCGGUAUUUUAAAAAAAAAUCUUAACGCAAAAUAUUUUCUGCAAUGUGCUGCCAGCACUGCAGACAAGGUCAGUCAGAUGAAACUGUCCGUCAGUCAAGAGAGGCUGAAGAAUAACAUGCGAAGUCCAAAACAGCCCAACCAUGUGGUUGACUCUCUGAAGUCAGAUUCAUUGCUAGUAUAGGGUAAGUGUUUUCCAAGAUCUGUGUUUCUUUCCUUUUUCUUUCUUUUUUUGUCUUUGGAUCUAAAGACCGAAUCUGAGUGAUUCUGAGAACUGAAACAAACCUUUUUUUUUUCUUUCAAUCUACAUAUACCAGCAGAGUGAUGAUAAAAUCAUCUGGUUGUGACAGCUGUUCAGAAUGCAGUAAAGUCAUUUCAUCUGAAUUGAGGAGGCUUUGAAAAUUAGAAUUUUUUUUUCUUAAAUAUAAGUAAAGUCUUGGCAACACAUUGGUACAAAAGAACUCAAUUCUUUAAUCCUGUAGACCUGUGGUUCUCAAACUGGAAAACACCUUCUUUAGAAGCCAACAAAGGUUCCACCCCCCCCCCAAAAAAAGUCAGGAUUAUCACACCAGCUAACUCUUGUCUCAUUUUUUCCACACUAAUAUUUUUUUUAAAACAUUUUAAAAUCAAAACAAACAAACAAAACCAAUUAACAAUAAAAAAAAAUUCUUUCAUUUUAGUUUAAAUUCAGUUUGACUAUAGUUUGUCAUCCAUCCAGUGCUGCCAUAAUUUGAAAUCAUCUUUCAAGCCUUAAAUGAUUUUGUCACAACCUCCUCAGUGCUAACACAUCACCACAGCUUCAGAUAUACUGAAAUGAAUGUGCUGUUGUAUUUGGUAACGAGAAAGUUCAUGAUUGAAGUGCAACAAUCCUGGACUGAAACAGCAGGCACUCAUGCACUUUGGAAGUUUUUGCUCAUUUCUUUGCUUAUCAUUUGAAUCCAGUGCGCCUUAAAUUUAAAAAAAAAGAAAAAAAAAGUCACCUCAAAAACAGUGUGACCUGCCAUCUGCUGGUGGAAAAGAUGCUCUCGUUGUCUUUACAGUUGGGUAGAUUUCUUAAAGGCAGUCCGUAACUUCUGUUGUUUUUAAAAAAUAUAUAUUUCUUACUGUAAAUAUUCUCAGCAGAAUUCUCUGAACAGCAGGAUCUGUCAUAACUUACAACGCGCACGCAGUUUAAUUGUUUUGAUUUAUUCAUCAUCUACUUUUUUGUCAGGUUGUUAGUUAGUUAACUGGAAAGUUACACAUAUGCAUCACCAAACACAUGGGCGUUUGACAGCCACCAGUACAGAGGAAGAAACAGGCUGGGUUUUUUUCUUUGGUUUGUUUAUUUUGUGGAGGUUUCUGGCUGUGUGUCAAGUAACAGGGUAUUAUCGACAGACAUUCUUAAAAAGAAUAAAUUAGAAGCAGAAGAAAUUAGGAAAAAUAAUGACAUGUAGGGUUCGUUUUGGGGUGGAUGAAACGAUUCUGAAAUGUUGACCAUGACCUGUGAAGGUCAAGAUUUGCUUCACCUCUGAGACAUUGCAGUUAUUUUAGCGCAUAUGUGACCUUUUACAGACCAGCUCACAAACACUGAAACCUCUUAGUCGCUCAUGGACAGGCAUACAAAAGUAGAUCAUGGAACUCACAAAGCAAACGCUUACACAUUUUUAGUUUUUUUUUUAAUAACAUUCAAUUAUAUGAAUGAAAUCCAUUGAUGCUCCCUCUGUACUGCAGUACUGUACAUAAUAUGUGCAAAGCUCAACCUGAAGAGUGAGUCUGUUUCAGUGUUUGUGAACUACUGGUUCUUCCAACAACUAAAAUAUCUUAAGAAAUAAAGCAAAAUGAUCACAUAGACGUAAAUUCUGCUGUAACUGUUCAGAUCCCAACUUCUGAUGUGAACAUACAGUAUACCGUAAUGUGCUGUACUGAAUAAAACUUGGAAUCAUC
Molecule: messenger RNA, 6153 nt
Organism: Pundamilia nyererei
Lineage: Eukaryota; Metazoa; Chordata; Actinopteri; Cichliformes; Cichlidae
Gene: acanb
Product: aggrecan b
Exons: 18
Coding region: 67-3990 (1307 amino acids)
Biological process (GO): cell adhesion; central nervous system development; positive regulation of neuroblast proliferation
Cellular component (GO): perineuronal net; synapse
Molecular function (GO): hyaluronic acid binding
Source: RefSeq, a predicted model, not a curated record